AUUUCUAUUUCAUCUUCAUUUUCCCACUCUCCUCCCACUUUUCCCUGUUCUUCCCCCCUUUUACCCUACUUAUUUUCCUCCUUUUCAGGUGUGAUUUUAUAUAUAUAUAUAUAUAGAUAGAUAGAUAUAUAAAAAUAUAAUAUUUUUUUUGGUCCUUUUAAUUUUUUGGCCCUAAUUUAUUUUGGUCCUUUUUUCUUUCUUUGUGGUUUUUUUUUUGUUUGUUGGUUUGGGUUUUUUUGUUGUUUUAUUUUUGUGUGUGUGGUUUUUUUUUGGUUUUGUGUUUGUUUUUUUGUUUUGUUUUUUUUUUGUUUGUUUUUUGUCUCUUUUUUUUGUCUUUUAUUUUGGUCCUUUUUUGGGUCACUUUUUGUUUGCUUUUUUUGGUGGUUUUUUUGGUCAAUUUUUUGGGCUUUUCUGGUGUUUUUCUUGCUUUCUUGGGUCCUUUGCUUUUUUUUUUUUUUUUUAAAUUGGUCUUUUUUAGGGGGCUGUUUUGGUAUUGUGGGGUCCUUUUUUAGUCCCUUUUUUGGUACUUUUUUUUCUUUUUUUGUGUUUUUGUCCCUUUUUUUCUUCUUUUGUAUGCUUUGGUCCCUUUUAUUUUACUCUUUGGUCCGUUUUCUUUCCUAUUUCUCUUGUUUUCCUUUUUUGCCCCCCUUUAUUUUGUCUUUAUCUGAUUUUGGCGGCUUCGGGGACGGAGCGCGGUUGGGCGGGGGCGGGGUCAUGUAGAUGAGAAGGGCGGGGCGAUGCAAAUAAGAUACUCCCCUCCCUGUAUGCAAAUGAGGGGCGGGGUCAUGCAAAGAGCGGGUCGGUCUGGUGACAAGAUGGCGGCGGCUCGGCGAGCGCAGCUGGUGCUGGGACACUUGGCCGGGGCCGCUCCGGGCCCGGGGGCCACCCCCAGGGCCGUGCCCUGCGCCGGGGGUCCCCCGCGGGCCGGCAGCCCCGACGACGUGGUGGUGGUGCACGGCCGCAGAACCGCCAUCGGCCGCGCCCGCCGCGGCGGCUUCAAGGACACAACACCCGAUGAGCUGUUGGCUGCCGUGAUGACAGCUGUGCUUCAGGAUGUCAGCCUCCAUCCUGAGGUCCUGGGAGACAUCUGUGUGGGGAAUGUGCUGCAGCCCGGAGCUGGCGCCUUGAUUGCGAGAGUUGCACAGUUUCUAAGUGGUAUUCCUGAGACAGUGCCGUGCUCCAGUGUGAACAGGCAGUGCUCCUCUGGGCUACAGGCCAUUAUCAACAUAGCUGGUGGCAUCCAAAAUGGAUCGUAUGACAUUGGCUUGGCCUGUGGUGUGGAAACAAUGUCCCUCAGAAGUGCAAAUAACCCUGGUGAUAUCAGUUCCAACAUGAUGGAUAACCCCAAAGCUCGAGAUUGCCUUAUUCCUAUGGGAGUAACGUCAGAAAAUGUGGCAGAGAAAUUUGGAGUUUCCCGGAAGAAGCAAGAUGCCUUUGCCUUGGCUUCCCAACAAAAAGCAGCAAAAGCUCAGCAGAUGGGACUGUUUAAAACUGAGAUUGUUCCAGUGAGGACCACUGUUACAGAUGCUGAGGGAAACAAAAAAACAAUCACUGUGCACCAAGAUGAAGGGAUCAGGCCCUCCACAACGCUGGAAGGCUUGGCAAAGCUGAAACCUGCCUUCAAAGAGGAUGGAAGCACUACAGCAGGGAAUGCCAGCCAGGUCAGCGAUGGAGCAGCUGCUGUUCUCCUGGCAAAACGCUCCAAGGCAGCACAGCUGGGACUGCCGGUGCUGGGGGUGCUGAGGUCCUUUGCUGUGGUGGGGGUCCCACCCGAUGUGAUGGGCAUAGGGCCUGCCUAUGCCAUACCUGCUGCUGUGGAAAAGGCAGGUCUGACUUUGAAUGACAUUGAUAUAUAUGAAAUUAAUGAAGCCUUUGCAAGCCAGGCUGUAUACUGUGUUGAAAAGCUGGGCAUUCCCAUGGAGAAGGUGAACCCCCUGGGAGGGGCCAUAGCACUGGGACACCCCCUGGGCUGCACUGGUGCUCGGCAGGUUGUCACUUUGCUCAAUGAACUGAAGCGCAGAGGGAAGAGAGCAUAUGGAGUCGUGUCCAUGUGCAUUGGAACUGGCAUGGGUGCUGCAGCCGUGUUUGAGUACCCGGGGAAGUGAGCUCCAGUGCUGGCACAACACAGCUCACUCUGCCUUCCCUAGGCAUAGCAAGUGAUUUCCACUGAAAUCAAGUGGUUCUGGGAUGUGUUACUAGAUCUACAAAUUUUAGGCAGAAAUUGUAAAGUAGAAUUAAUGGUGGAGCUCUGUGAAGAAGGUGAGGAAAUGCAAAACUUAGCACAUGGCUUCCUGUCAUAAGAAAUUAGCUCAGCUGACAUUCAACUACAGGCCCUGCUGUGGUGAUUAUGAAUUAAUGUUUUUAAUUUAAUUGAUUUCUUUAUUCUGUGACUUUUACCAGAAGGAAAAAUAGUUCAUGGGACAGUAUUUUUUGUAUGACAAAUUGGCAGAAAGAGUCACUCAAAGUGAAGAACAUCAGUCCACGUGAAAAGACUGCUCCAGCAUUUCCUUAAAAAGUUCCAGCAUUUUGUAAGAAGUUUAAAAGAGCUUGUUUUGAAGCAAAGACUUGACAUCCUCGCCUUUACUUACAACUGGGUCUGUCCUAGCCCAGUCAGAAGUUGUCUGUGUCUUAAAUUGUCCCUAUACCGCAGCUUGCUGCUGGUGGAGCUGCUUUGAAACCUCCCGUGGGUGAAAAUGGAAGGACUGGAACAUACUUUCCACAGGAAAUGCCUGAAGGGAAAGGUUCUCUUCAAUUGCUAGAAGCCAGGAUUUGGAUGUGGCCAUUCCUUCUUUUACAAUACAUGUGAGUUACCAGUUUGUGUGACUCCAAGAACAAGCUUGUGCUUAACCAUAUUUACUUACCCUAACAUAAAGCAAAUUGCAGCAUUACAUUUACUGCAAACACUUCAUGAAGAUCAGUGAUAGCUCAGUCCUGCAGUGCUAAUACAAACAUGUUCCAUCUUGUGUUUUUUGUAGUCCCUUAUUUCUCUUGUCUGAUCAGGAAGAUCACUGAAACUCAGCUUGAAAAAGAAAUUUACUUGUUGUGUUACUUUAAAUUUGUAACAAACUGAAGUACUUUGUCCUGACUUUUGUUUUUGCA
Molecule: messenger RNA, 3099 nt
Organism: Cinclus cinclus
Lineage: Eukaryota; Metazoa; Chordata; Aves; Passeriformes; Cinclidae
Gene: ACAA1
Product: acetyl-CoA acyltransferase 1
Exons: 12
Coding region: 738-2105 (455 amino acids)
Biological process (GO): fatty acid beta-oxidation; phenylacetate catabolic process
Cellular component (GO): peroxisome
Molecular function (GO): acetyl-CoA C-acyltransferase activity
Source: RefSeq, a predicted model, not a curated record